AUGGCUACGAUCGGACACAACAAUCUCAAUGCAAAAUUGGUUCUUCUCGGGGAUAUGGGUGCCGGAAAAUCCAGCCUUGUUUUGAGAUUCGUCAAGGGUCAAUUUCUUGAAUUUCAGGAAUCAACAAUAGGAGCAGCAUUCUUUUCACAGACAUUGGCGGUAAAUGAUGCAACGGUGAAAUUCGAGAUUUGGGAUACAGCGGGACAAGAGAGAUAUCAUAGCUUGGCUCCCAUGUAUUACAGAGGCGCUGCUGCUGCUAUCAUUGUCUAUGACAUCACUAGCUUAGAUUCAUUUACACGAGCUAAAAAGUGGGUUCAAGAGCUUCAAAAGCAAGGUAACCCGAACAUGGUCAUGGCUCUCACUGGUAACAAAUCUGACUUGGAAGACAAAAGAAAAGUGACAGCCGAAGAAGCACGUGUAUAUGCAGAAGAAAAUGGUCUGUUUUUCAUGGAGACCUCUGCCAAAUCUGCAGCCAAUGUUAAUGAUGUAUUUUAUGAAAUUGCCAAGAGAUUACCAAGGGCUCAGCCAGCUCAAAAUCCGGCAGGGAUGGUUCUUGUUGAUAGACCCACCGAAGGAUCUAGGGCUGCAUCCUGUUGUUCAUAA
Messenger RNA from Vicia faba (fava bean), 603 nucleotides. NCBI's taxonomy places the organism in Eukaryota, Viridiplantae, Streptophyta, Magnoliopsida, Fabales, Fabaceae. The record is from the annotation of a GenBank genome assembly.